Molecule: messenger RNA, 3932 nt
Organism: Dunckerocampus dactyliophorus (ringed pipefish)
Lineage: Eukaryota; Metazoa; Chordata; Actinopteri; Syngnathiformes; Syngnathidae
Product: calcium/calmodulin-dependent protein kinase type IV
Exons: 11
Coding region: 453-1853 (466 amino acids)
Biological process (GO): protein phosphorylation
Molecular function (GO): calcium/calmodulin-dependent protein kinase activity; ATP binding; calmodulin binding
Source: RefSeq, a predicted model, not a curated record
UAGCAUGCACGUUGCCAAGGGGCGGGGCUAAGCGAUUACAGCCGCAGCCUCUCCGCAGAUCCAGCGAACAUCUGGAGCAUCUUUUCCAGCAGAAUCGUGUUGUUGUUGCUCACAACCUCCGCACUGGACCUGGUCUGGAGGCUGUCUCGCUAAAUCCCAGGCCGGGAGGAGGACGAUGGACCGCGCGGAACCAACAUCGAAGCCGUUCUAGGCCUAAUGGAAGCUAACCUGGACCUCGGUUCUGGUUUCAUUCUGCAAUAAAGACUCCAUCACGAUUCGGUGUUAGGUGUCUCAAACGGAUUAAAAGCACCAGGAUCAGAAUCACUCUAGUCUGGUUUUGUCCCAGCUGGAUUUUAAAACGUAACUCUGACCAGGAUUACGCUGACCCUGGUUGCGAGAGGCUCUGACUCGGACUGAGGCUGGUCCCGGACGCAGUAUUGGUUGUGGUCACCAUGCCGACGUCCCGGCCCGGUUCGGAGCCGGUGGAGUUCUGGGUGGACGGCUCUAGGAGGGACGGGACGGUGGAGGAGUUCUACAAUCUGAGUUCCGAACUGGGCAGAGGAGCAACAUCCAUUGUGUAUCGCUGCGAAGAAAAGGAGAAGAAGAAGCCGUACGCCGUCAAAGUCCUCAAGAAAACGAUUGACAAGAAGAUAGUUCGUACAGAGAUCGGCGUCUUGCUCCGCCUUUCUCACCCAAACAUCAUCCAGCUCAAAGAGAUCUUUGAGACGGACACCGACAUCUCCCUGGUUCUGGAGCUCGUCACCGGAGGAGAGCUGUUUGACAGGAUCGUCGAGCGCGGUUACUACAGCGAGAGGGACGCCGCCCACGUCAUCAAACAGAUCCUGGAGGCUGUGGCGUAUUUACACGAGAACGGCGUUGUGCAUCGUGACCUCAAACCCGAGAAUUUACUCUACGCUGACCUUUCACUGGACGCCCCGCUCAAGAUUGCCGACUUUGGUCUUUCCAAAAUAAUCGAUGACCAGGUGACCAUGAAGACAGUGUGUGGUACGCCAGGAUACUGUGCUCCUGAGAUCCUUCGAGGAAACGCUUAUGGCCCAGAAGUGGACAUGUGGUCAGUGGGCGUGAUCCUCUACAUCCUGCUGUGCGGCUUCGAGCCCUUCUUCGACCCGCGGGGGGACCAGUACAUGUACAGCCGCAUCCUCAACUGUGACUACGAGUUUGUCUCCCCCUGGUGGGACGACGUGUCGCUGAACGCCAAAGACCUGGUGAGCAAGCUGAUCGUGUUGGACCCUCGUAAGCGUCUAAGUGUGCGUCAGGCUCUGCAGCACCCGUGGGUGCUGGGCAAGGCUGCGCGCUUCUCGCACAUGGACACCACGCAGAGGAAGUUGCAGGAGUUCAACGCUCGCCGCAAACUUAAGGCGGCCAUGAAGGCCGUGGUGGCCACGAGCCGGAUGCACGAGGGCUCGCGGCGUCGGACUGACAGCUGUGAGAUGGCCGCGUCCGCCACGUCCCGGCAGAGCAGUGUGCAGCAGGACCCGCCCCCUGAGCCUACAGACCCUGUCCCCAAAGACAAGGAGGCCACGCCCUCGGAGAGUCAAACGACACCAACGGACCAAAGGAGCCCCUCCCCUUCUCAGAGCCCCAAACCAGUCAAGGCUGACGCUCCUCCCACUGAGCCAGCCCCCACCAGACCACCGCUGCGGGCCGACGGACUGCGGCAGACGUCCGUUGUCACAAAAUCCAUGCUGGUCCCACCCAGACCGCCCAAGAAAAGUUACACGAUGGUCCAACCCGCAACCAGGGGUCAGGCCACACCCCCCAGUCCCAACAGCCUCAGUAAUGGCUUUGCACCAGGGGCAGAGCCUACUGGUAAGACCUCCCACUGCCAAUGAGCUCUUUCAGUACAGCUCCCCUCACAGAGACGCUAAUGUGCUAACAGUGCGGCCCUGUUGUUCAGUGUGGGUGGAGAAACCUCCAGAAGAAAGUACUGCAUGGAUGCUAACUUAGCGUAGCUUCUACUCAUGUAAAUAUACGUCAACGAACAUUUCAUUUUACUGACAAGUGCAUGAAAUCAUAUCAACAACGUCAUACGUCACAUCAGCUAGUGUGCUAGCUAAUGCUGGUGAUGCUGACAAUAGUUUGUUUGAAAAGUUAAGGUUCUCAAACGAUUGUAUUCUUGACGCCGUGGCUAGCUCGCUAGAGCAUUCACUCUGAGGUCCAACAGCAACUUUUUUGUGGUCAUGUUGUUGGUUGUGUUUCUGUCACCUUUUAACAUGCUCAUCUUAGCUUCGCUUAGCUUAGCAUCGACGUCCAAUUCUGGGAGACUUCCUGGUUGUGUGGCAGCCAGUGGCGGUUCUGGCUUGGGCGGAUCGGACCUGUCUCUCUCUCCCCCCCCCACUCUCACUACCAGUUUUACUUUACAAAGGCAAGUUUUUUUAAUUUAAAAAUAUAUGUAUUAAUUUAGGAUAAGCGGCCUGGAAGAUGGAUGGGUGGAUGAAGUAAUUUAUACAUUGCCUCCCAGCCCCCCUUCUCCCCACCCCAACGCACUUCAACUUUUUCCAACUACAGAAAGGUGCUUAUUUCACAAGCUGAAGCUCCCCUUACAUUGCAUUUGACUUAAAUCCACAUUUAGACAAUUAAAACUCUCAGUCAAGAGAACAAAUAAACAGCAGGAAGUCUAUAGCCACCAAUUCACGUUAGCUUAUUGGAUCAUACUCAUUCCAUAAUGUGGUGUACAUAAAGUGAUGCUAUAGCUCAAUACCUUUAUUUUUGGCCCGUUUCUCCUCUUCUUCUUUCCUCUUCUUUCUAAAUUGUGCACCUGAUGGCUUUGACUUUGUAUUUUCCAUGUUUUGUUGACACUAAUUAACAGCACUUUUAUCAUCUCCUACCGUCACCCAACUAGCAGUCAAGGCUAUACCAACUCAUAUCGACUCGCAGUUCCCUCAUUUUUAUUGCACAUUUUCCUCGUGAAAUAACAUGUUUGAGACUCUUGGUCUCCGAUAUUAUUCAUAUAAUAUAAUAUUAAGAAUUAAAUAUGUUUAAUUUUUUAGCAGUUACUGUUGUAACUUGUAAUUAAUAUGAGGGCUGAGGCUCCCUCCCUUCUUCUUUGGUUUGAUCCUCAUCACGUGGUGGACGUUUGAUCACGUUUGACCAGCAUGGGGGCACGAGUAUCACGCCUGUAGAGGGCGCCCAUCUGCCACACAUAUGCCUGACUUGAUGAGGAUUUGACGAGAGCUGAGCGUUAGUAAAUAGGAUUUUUUUUCCUUUCCCCUGCUGCGGCGCCCCCUGGAGAAGGCCGCCCUGGGCAAUAGCCCAUGUGGCCCAUAGCUAGAACCGCCACUGGUGGCAGCUGUAGAUGUCAAGGUUGCUAGGCAACAGGAGGAGCUGCUGUAAACAGGAAGUGUUUCUAACAAGACCACAGAUUAACUUCUGGGCUUCUACAAGAAGUGUGUGUGUUUCACUUUUUCACAUUUGAAAUGCUUUCGCUUAGCUUCACUUUGGGCCAGUUUUGAUAUGCUAUGCUGACGUUGUUGUGUUUGAAACACUCCUUGUUUGCAUUUACCUGGCCUUUGAUCUUUUGCUGUAGGUUAAAGGUCAUAAUCCUAUUGACACAUGCAGGUUAGCAUAGCAUUAGCGACAUGCCACGCUCCCAUGGAGUCACAUGACUUCCUGUUUCACUGUAAGUUUGCAUGUGUGAUGCAUGCAGAAGUGGGUGGGGCUAUGUGUAAUAGUGUUUUUGUGUGGUCACAAGAUGCAGACAGGAAGUGACAUCAGUAAAGUUUCCAUCAUUAGAAAUGAUUGACGGCUUGUUUCUUUAUUGUUGCGCAACGGUGGGUGGCCAUCUUUGUAGUUUUUUACCUGCUUCUUGUUGGGAGCACAGCCUCUGGCGGUAAACUCGUCCUCCCUGGACCGUCCCGCACCAGUACGACGAGCCAGACCGCCACUGGGACACCUCCCACACCGAGCAAGUG